This is a messenger RNA of Camellia sinensis, 3352 nucleotides long. Its product is annotated as disease resistance protein RPP13. The record is from RefSeq and is a predicted model, not a curated record. Gene Ontology annotation, biological process: defense response to other organism. NCBI's taxonomy places the organism in Eukaryota, Viridiplantae, Streptophyta, Magnoliopsida, Ericales, Theaceae. Gene Ontology annotation, molecular function: ADP binding.
ACCCUAUCAUUGAUGAUGAAUCUAGACCUUUGAUCUUAAAUUCUGUUAGCUUCGGAUUCUUUGUGCCUGCAUUCAUAGAACUGCCCUUUUCAGUUCUGUACCAAACAACCCCGUAAUCAUUAUCAACCACCGAUGGCUGUCUACCACGCCACACCACACCAGUCAUAUUGAUCCACAGUUGACUUUGUAAUUUCCAAUAUUUGUGAGAAAUCAAUUGCGAAGAUAUUGAUGAGAGAGAAACCAUGGGAGCUGAUGUGCCGAUUUCAAUUUUAUUAGAGAAAUUAAACAAGUUGAAAGAGGUUGUCCAGGAAAGAUUUAUCUAUCCAAGACUGAGAAAUCAUGUACAUGAUGCCAUCAACGAACUACAACGCAUUCGGAAGGAACUUGAAGAAGCAGGGGAUACCAGUACCCUUCUUCGCUCUGUUUACUCUUCAGAUGAUACCAGUACCCUUCUUCGCUCUGUUUACUCUGCUGAAUUGUUGAUCGAAACUUUCCUCCUCAACACACCAAUUCAUUGCCGACGGGAUGAUCUCAAAAAUCUUACCCAAAACCCGCCAUUAAUGGCAUUUCUUCCAAUUCCACCAUGGACCCAAUUACGGUUCAGCUCCAAAUUGAAAAAUUUCGUGAAGAGCUUAAAAGCUGUACAUAGUGAAUCGCGGCCUCGCAGAGACCAUUCGGCAAUCAAUCACAAAACACAUGAAUUUGAAGAUGAUGAUGAUGAUGAACUUGUUGGAUUUGGAGAUGUGGCAGAGAAGAAUCUGGUAGAUCGACUGAUCAACGACGACGAGAAAAGCCUCCGCGUGAUUUCUCUGGUCAGCGAAAAGGCUGUGGGCAAGACAGCUCUGGCAAGGAAGGUUUAUAACAGACUCGACGUUCGGCAGUCUUUCGAGUGCCGUGUUUGGCUCCAUGUUCCAAAAAAUAUUAAAUGCAAGGAUCUGUUGAUUGUCUUACUCAAACAGAUUCCGAUGGGGGUGUUGAAGGGGGUAGAAUUCAUGAGCGAGGGCGAGCUGUCUGCUCUGCUUUUCCAGACUUUAAUGGAGCUCAGGUUUCUAAUAGUCUUGGAUGAUGUCUCCUCGUUUGAUGUCUGGCUCAUGUUAGCAUGUCCCUUUGCAGACGCCGCCAAUGGUAGCAGAAUCAUCCUCACUACUCGCGACUCUAAGAUAGCCUCGGAUGUUGAUCCGUGGAGUCGCCCACCGCUGGAACUCAAGGCCUUCACUGAUGAGCUGAGUUGGGAAUUGUUCUCGAACAAGUUUCGUGUAGGCAGACAUGACACAGAUACACACCACCAGUUAAACAGUAACAAGGUAAAAAUUCUGAAAAUAUGCAGCGGUUUGCCUCCAGCAAUUGUCCUGCUUGGACGAUUGUUGUCAACUAUACAAUCUAAUGAGUUGGUCUGUGUAAUUGAUAGUCUUUUAAUCGACUUGGACAAACUUGAUCAAUCACCUCUCUCAAAUAUUAUAGCUUUAUGUUUUCGUGAGCUACGGUCUGAGUUGAAGCUAUGUUUUCUUUACUUGGCUCUCUUUCCUAAAGAGUAUGAGAUCUCCGUGCGGAGGCUGUUGCAGUUGUGGAUUGCAGAGGGUUUUGUGAAAAUGUCAAGUACCCAACAACCUGAAGAUAUAGCCGGUAAAUAUUUGAAAGAACUCGUGCACAGAAACAUGAUUGAAAUAGCAACAAGGAAGGAAGACGGAAGGCAUAAAACAUGCCGAAUGCCAAGCUUUCUUCAUGAUUUCUUCUUUCAAAAAUCUGAGGUUAUAGGAUUUAUUCACGCCCACCAUUGCAGAGCGAAUUGUACGCCGAUAGAUUCACCUGCUCAGCUUAGAACAGAUUCACUGGCUGAUCAGCCUAAUACAGAUUCAUCUGCUCAGAAUAAUAUAGAUUUACCUGCUCAGCCUAAUAAUGUUUGUUUAUCAGAUGUUUGUUUUAAAGCCCAAACGAGAGGUACAUCCAACGAAAAAAUCAAUGAGUUGCUUAAAACAAUUAUCGAUAGGAGGAGAUCUAGAGGUUUUGUGUUGACGAAGGUGCUUGAUCUAGAAGGUGCCCACAAACCUUUGCUACACGCGAAACUUGGCAAGUUUUUGAGCAACUUAAGGUACAUAAGCUUGCGAUGGACGGGUAUAGACUCAUGUCCGAAGUCUAUUGGCGAUCUACCGUGCCUGGAGACUUUAGAUUUGAAGUAUACUAACAUAACCAAUCUGUCGAGUUCCAUUUGGAAGGCGAAGAACCUUCGACAUCUGCUUAUGAACGAGGUGUCCAUUCUGAAGCCAUCAUCGUCAAAACAGUCUUCAACUUCAAUGUCCAACAUUCAGACCUUAACAGGCCUUCGUAUCGGUUUUGAGGACCCCAAAGAAUACGGCUUGAACAGGUUCACCAGCCUUCGGAAAUUGGGACUGACUUGCCAUUCAAGAUCAUCCGUGGAGAAAACAUGGGAUUGCAUCUCACAACUUAACAAACUUCAAACUUUCAAGCUCAGAUCAAGGGAUCAUCAAUUCGGUCAGCCUUCAGAGCUCGUGAUUCCUGACAAUCUGACAACCCAUCCGUCUCUCUCAAACUUAUAUUUGUUCGGAGUGUUCAACUUCAAAGUUGGAAACCUUCCCAAAAACCUCAAAACCCUGACACUGUCAAUGUCGAAAAUCAAAGAUCCAAUGCCGGAGCUAGGGGAGUGUCUGCCUCAGCUGAACAUACUCAGGCUUUUUGCUGAAUCUUGUGUAGGGGAGAAAAUGAAUUGUCUUGCUGGGGGAUUUCCCAAACUUCGUGUGUUGAAAUUGUGGAUGUUAGAAACCCUCAAGGAGUGGAUCGUUGAGGAAGGUGCUAUGCCCGAACUUGAAGAAUUAGAAAUUAGAGGUUGUCAAAAACUGGAAAAGUCACAAGGACUGGAGCGGCUGAGUCACCUCAAGGAAUUGACGUUAACAAACAUGAAGUGGGAAUUUGUAGAAGAUGUUAAACGAAAUCUGGCGUCCGUGGGCAGAUCGCGCAUACUACUCACCAACAAGUUCAAGUCUUCAACCACUCUUGCAUAUGAUCAAGCGCGUGACCAGGCUCAGUGAUAAUUGCUUGGAGAUCAGUUUUGUCAGCCAACCGCCACGCCUCCCGAUAAGGUUCUCAAGUUAAAGUGUGGUCGUGAUUCUACAAACAAGUUUUAAGUUUUUGUUUUCUUCUAUUUGUCUGAACAGUUUUGUAUACUCUAUAUUUAGGGCUAAGUCCCUUUGACUGUAUCUGUGUUGGUGACGUAAAACUAACUUAACUAUGACGUCACAUAUGUGUAUUAUGCUUUAAAUUUUAUGUCCCAUGUAUGUCUGCACUAUGGACAUUGCAUUUGAUAUUUGCUUCCGCCAGACCCUCUAAUUUUGUUUAA